UUCCGGAGGCUGGCGCAUGCGCACUCUGACCCGCGCUUUGUUGCGAAAGGGAGGGGGGAGGUCCUGCGGUCCUCGCGCGCCGCGCGACAGGACGCGGCGGGCGGGGCGGAGGAUGGAGGCGGUAGCGUCCGCUGCAACGGUUGGGGCUGCGCGUGAGAAGGUGGAGGUGUAGGCACCUGAGCUGGAGGAAGCCGGCGGCGGCCAGGCCAUGGCGGGAGACCCUUUCCUUUGGGGUCCUUGAGGUGCGCUCCCAGAAGUCCUGGGGAGCCGUGGCCCAUGGGCUCGCUGAGCAGCCGAGUGCUGCGCCACCCGGGGCGAGCCCGAGCCCCGCAAGAGCAGGGUUCUGCGCCGGGGGGCUCGGCCCGGCGGCCCGAGACUGGAGGCGACGCGACGGGCCACAGCUUCUGUUACUGCCCCAGCAGCCGCAAGCGCAAGCGAAGCAGCGGGGCCUUCUGCUACUGUCACCCUGACUCUGAGACAGAGGAGGAUGAGGAGGAAGGGGACGAGCAGCAGCGGCUUCUCAACACCCCUCGAAGGAAAAAAUUAAAGAGUACAUCCAAAUAUAUUUAUCAAACAUUAUUUUUGAAUGGUGAAAAUAGUGACAUUAAGAUUUGUGCUCUAGGAGAAGAAUGGAGCUUACACAAAAUAUAUUUAUGUCAAUCUGGUUACUUUUCUAGUAUGUUCAGUGGUUCUUGGAAAGAAUCCAGCAUGAAUAUUAUUGAACUGGAGAUUCCUGACCAGAAUAUUGAUAUAGAAGCACUGCAAGUUGCAUUUGGUUCCCUGUAUCGAGAUGAUGUCUUAAUAAAGCCCAGUCGAGUUAUUGCCAUUCUGGCAGCAGCUUGUAUGCUGCAACUGGAUGGUUUAAUACAGCAGUGUGGUGAGACAAUGAAGGAAACAAUUAAUGUGAAAACUGUAUGUGGCUAUUACACAUCAGCAGGGACCUAUGGAUUAGAUUCUGUAAAGAAAAAGUGUCUUGAGUGGCUUCUAAACAAUUUGAUGACACACCAGAAUGUGGAACUUUUUAAAGAGCUCAGCAUAAAUGUCAUGAAACAGCUUAUUGGUUCAUCUAACUUGUUUGUGAUGCAGGUGGAAAUGGAUGUAUACACAGCUCUAAAAAAGUGGAUGUUCCUUCAACUUGUGCCUUCGUGGAAUGGGUCUUUAAAACAGCUUUUGACAGAAACUGAUGUCUGGUUUUCUAAGCGGAAAAAAGAUUUUGAAGGUAUGACCUUCCUCGAAACUGAGCAAGGAAAACCAUUUGUGCCAGUAUUCAGACAUUUAAGGUUACAGUAUAUUAUUAGUGAUCUGGCUUCUGCAAGAAUUAUUGAACAAGAUUCUCUAGUACCUUCAGAAUGGCUAUCUUCUGUGUAUAAACAGCAGUGGCUUGCUAUGCUCCGGGCAGAACAAGACAGCGAAAUGGGGCCUCAAGAAAUCAAUAAAGAAGAACUAGAGGGAAAUAGCAUGAGGUGUGGUAGAAAGCUUGCCAAAGAUGGUGAAUACUGCUGGCGAUGGACAGGUUUUAACUUCGGCUUUGAUCUACUAGUAACUUAUACUAAUCGAUACAUCAUUUUCAAACGCAAUACACUGAAUCAGCCAUGUAGUGGAUCUGUCAGUUUACAGCCUCGAAGGAGCAUAGCAUUUAGAUUACGCUUGGCUUCUUUUGAUAGUAGUGGAAAACUAAUAUGUAGUAGGACAACUGGCUAUCAAAUACUUACACUUGAAAAGGAUCAGGAACAAGUGGUGAUGAACUUGGACAGCAGGCUUCUGAUCUUCCCUUUAUAUAUAUGCUGUAACUUCUUGUAUAUAUCGCCAGAAAAAAGAACUGAAAGUAAUCGUCAUCCAGAAAAUCCAGAAAACUGAGAUCUCAUCAGUUGGAAACAGUAGCACUUUGAAAACUUUUUAGGCCAGUUUUAAUUUAAUGGUCCUACUGAUAAUCACUUCUAAGGUGACUAACAAUGACAAAGGCCUUAUGAACUGUACAGACAAUACAGAAGAUUAUUCUUAUCUUCAUUACAUUUCUAUGCAUAUAUGAAAAACAUUUUAAAGCCAAGAAAAUAUCGGUCAAACCAUUUGUUAUAAUAAAGAUGUCAAUUCAUGCUUUAUUAACUUAGCGUCAGUAGAAAAUUGCUAUAGGUAAAUUUCAUAUGCCUCUGCAACAAAAUAUAGAUUUAAUUUUUAACUGAAACUUUGUUAGUGAACCUUAGUUAUGUUAGUGAACUUUAGUUAUCCAAAGCAAAUUUUUUAUUUGGCUAAAAGAAUGCUAAAGGAAUACUUUGGCCAAUUACAACUAUUUUUUCAGUUGGUGCAUUUAAAGCUGUCCUUUUAAUUUUUUCACCUGCUUAUUAUGAUUCCUCCUUUUAGUGUAAUACCUUUCCAGUAUAUACUUGUUUUUAAUCAUUAAAUACUUUUUCUAUGGUUUCAGAGACCAAGCUGAGGAAUUUUUUUUUAAACUUAAGCAUUUUCAUAUUUUCUUUUAAUUUUCUGGGAAUUUUAACAACAAAAAUCAGCUUCAGACCUACAAGUGAACUUGAAUGAGGGAAAAAUCAGUUUGAUUCUGAGCAUAUUUCUUACAUGGUCUUUGACAUUCUGUACACUUUUCUUUUAGGUUAUGAAUUAUUUAUGUACCAGAAUUAUACUUUUAAACAUUGUAAUAUUCUCUAUGUUUAAAAUUAUUUAUGUUCACAUUUUAGUUGGGAAUUCUGUUUCCUACUUAAGCUCAGGACUUUAUAACCUCUGAAUUGAGUGCCUUUAAGUUAUACAUACUAGUAGAAAUUUCAUAGUACAUGUAAAUAAGGUCAGAGGAUUUAAUCCAGAAGCUGAUAAUAAAGCAUUGAUAUAAAAAUGGAACUUAUUUUUGUCAAAUGAGAUGUAUACUUGUCAUGACUUAUAUAUGUUGGCUUCUUAUGUUUAUUACUAUUUUGAAAAUACCCAUGUUCAUUUUCUUUCUAGUCAGAGUAAGUACUUCUGUAGUUAUUUUUUUUUUUAAAAUAGGAAUCAUUUUAUGUGUCUAUGAAAGUAACAAAUGCUCAUUUGGAAAAAGAA
Molecule: messenger RNA, 3039 nt
Organism: Otolemur garnettii (small-eared galago)
Lineage: Eukaryota; Metazoa; Chordata; Mammalia; Primates; Galagidae
Gene: GMCL1
Product: germ cell-less, spermatogenesis associated 1
Exons: 14
Coding region: 277-1857 (526 amino acids)
Biological process (GO): germ cell development
Cellular component (GO): nucleus
Molecular function (GO): protein binding
Source: RefSeq, a predicted model, not a curated record